UAUUUCUACAUACAGAAUACAAAUGCACAUGUUUUCUGCACGCAUGCACGCACGAUUACGGGUGCAUCACCUGUCGAAGGCUCUAUAAUGGCUGAUAGUGAUGCAGAGAAGAGGAGAUUGUUCAUUGGUGGUUUGCAUCAUGAGCUCAAAGAACAGGAUUUGAAGGAGCGUUUCGGAAGACAUGGAUCCAUUUCAUCUUUAAGACUUAAGACGAAGAAGGAUACAAAAGGAAACCCAAUCAAGACAUUUGCCCAUAUGGACAUCGUUCUCACAGAUAAGGAAUUGAAGAAAUGUAUGAGUAUUUAUAAUAACACAAAGUGGAAUGGAAAUACUAUGCAGAUACAGUUGGCCAAGGAGAGUGACCUUACAAGACUAGAGCGAGAGAGAACUGCAGUGAGUACACUGGACGAAGAAGACGUAGUUGUGAGACCUAAGAAACCAUCUCAUCAAGCUGCUGCGGUGAAGAGAUUGGAAGAAAACUUUGAGAAGGCCGGAAUCAGUGAGUUUGUGGUCAAAGGAAAGGUUCCAGGAACACAGAUUGAAGGAGAAAAGAACUGGAUCGUUGGGAAAUAUGGCCGUGUCCUACCUGUGGUGUACAUCAGAAGGAAAGACAAACAGAAGGUUGUCUGUUACGAUCCCUCUAAAUUUAGUCAUCACCUCAAGAAGUUCAAGGAAGACGACAAAGUAGAUGAAGGAAUUGGAAUGGCGAAAGUUGACAAAUUGACUUGGGACCUGCCAGAGAGUAACUCUGAAGUCUCCUUGAAAAGAAAGGGGAUUUUCUCACAGGCAAGACCUGUGAUGUCACAGAAAAAGAAAAUGAUGAAGAAAGAUCAGCUAGCAUAUAGAAAAGAGCCAGAAUGUGGUGUGCCAAAGAGAGGAGUAGACAGCUAUUGUUCAGGCCAAAGUGAUAGUGACUUUGAUGAUAAAGAUGAUGAUGACAGACUUCCCACAAUCGAGGACCAUGUCCAGGUGAAUUCAGGUGGUGCAGAACAGCCAAAUGAUUUUGAAAUUGUCAGAGACAGUGCAUCCCCAUUCAUUCAGAAAGCCAAGUCAAAUACAUUGACGUUUGAAUCAGAGCCGGGGUAUGAUUCAGAUGACAGGGAUUCUGUUGAUACUGAUGAGCUUUGCACCUUAGUCAGAUCGUCAAAGAAGUCUUCUGGAUCUCAAACAAAUGGAGUCUUGAAGAGGAAAGAGGCAUCAAAAAUGACAUUGUCCACAGGAGAUAAGCAGGCUGGAACUACCAAGAUGAAAAGAGUGAAAAAGGCCCAUAAAGAGGAAGAGGAAAGUGAUAUGUGCAAACAAAGUGGUGAAAAGAUUAAUGUCACAAGAAUUGAAAACAAUUUUGCUGAGGUUGGUGAAAGUGGCGCUGACUCUGAUAUUAAUGAUGAUAAUGAUAGUUUGAAUGGUGAUGACACUACUGAUAGUGAACAACAUGAACAUAGUGAGGAGGAGGAAAAAAUGAGUGAUAUGAACACUGAUGAAGAUGGAAUGGAUAUAUUGAAGCAGGAUGACGACUACCCAAACGAUGAUGGCCCCGUACCUUCAUUGAACUUUGACCCUCUCAUCCUUGAUAGGUCACAUCUUCAAGGUCAUAAGAAGGCCAAUGACCUUUCAGAAUAUCCAGAUGACGAUGAGCAGGAAGAGGAGGAGGAUGAGGAGGAGGGUGAUGAUGAUGAGGAUGAUGAUGAGGAGGAGGAGCAGGAUAGUGAUGACAAUAAUGAGAGUGACACUGGAGAGGGUGAGACAGCUACCCAAGAUUCAGAUGAAGAGGAUGAUGACCAGGAGACAUUGGGUAGCCCAAUCGCUAGAUUUGACUUUGAGCCUCUUAUCUUGGACAGGGCAGCAAUGAGAGAGAGCAUAGGUACAGAAACAAAUGGAGACCAGCCCGAUCUAGAAUGCCGUGCAGAAGAAAAGAAAGAGGAUUCAGAUGAUAGUGACUCUGAUAAGGAUGAUGAUGCGAUUGACGAGGAGGAUAAGAGUAGCGAUGAAAGUAGCGAUGCCGGAGAAGAGCAGAGUGAGGAAAGUGACAAUACAGAGUCUGAUCAAAGAUGUGAUGAUACAUUAAACAAUAUAAAGGAAAUUAAAAAAUCAACCGACAAGGAAGGUAAAUCAAAGACUUUGCCCGAGGUAAAAUCAUCAGCCACAGUGAUAGAUGUAGAAAAGCCCCCAGCAGAAUUACAGCUAAAGAAGGACAAAUUUAGUCAGGACAUGUAUGACAAAUCCGGAAGGCUGUUGUCCAAAGCUGCAAAGAGGAAACUUGCCAGAGAGGAAGCAGAGAAACAGAAGCAAGCUGAUGAAAGAAGAAUGGAGUCCAUGAAACGACAGCAGAGGGCACUAUUGGAUCGCCAAGUUGCUAUCAAAGGAGCUCUUUCAGCAGUGGAUGAUAAAGACAAGAAACAAGGCAAGCAUAUCACUUUUGACUCUGAUGAUGAUGAUCCAGAGAGUGAUACAGGGGCAGGAAAUGAUGAAACCAUGAUUGCUGGACAGAAGAUACCAAGCAAGAUCUCUCUCUUUGAAAGUGAUUCUGAUGAUGAGGAGGAGGGUUCGGUGACUGAGAACAGAGUCAAGAAGAUGUGGGAUGAUGACGAGGAUGAUGAUGACGACGAUGAAGAGGAUGAUGAGAGAUUCAAGAUCAAACCUCAGUAUGAAGGUGAAGCUGGUCAAAAGCUGAUUCAGAUGGAAGCGAGAUAUGGAGGAGAUACCCGCUUUAAACUAGAUACAAGAUUUAUGGAUAAAGAGAAUGAAAAUUCAGGAACAGGUGCCAUAGCAGAAGUCAAAGAAAAUGCUGAAGAUGACCCAUCAUCUAGUGACCUACAGGAAGAAAAACGUAAAUCACUGGCUAUUCUUCAGAACAUGUUAGGCACACCAGUGGUUGCUUCGUCUAAACCUGUAGAGCCUAAUUUCAAGGAUCCUUCUCAGCUUCACUAUGAUCCAAGUCGAGAUGAACAUAGCAAGUAUGAGCUUCAAGAAGCUCAUGCAGAAGAAAGUGAUGCCAAGAAGAUAGAAGAAGAGGUGCGGAAAGAGAAACGAAAGAUGGAGGAAGAGAGGGCCAAGUUGCCUGAGGUCUCUAAGGAGAAGUUCUUCCAGGUUAGCAGUAAUCUCAAGGAUGCCUUCAGUGGUGGAGGAGGAGGAGGAGGAGAGUUGGAGGAGGAUGGAGAUGGAGACGGUGGAGGAGAAGGGGAUGGAGGAACUUUCACAUUCUUUGGAGGAGAUGACUCUGAUGGUGAAGAUGAAGUUCCCGAAACUAAGAUGGAUGAAAACUUAAAUACAGACCUUGCUUCAUCACUACUUACUUCAAAGAGGUUCAGGUAUGAUAGCAGUGAUGAUGACGAUGAUGAUGAUGAUGGCGAAGGUGAUGAAGACAUGGAGGUCGAUUCAGAUAAAAUCAAAGCUACAGAGAAUGUACCUGAGGAGGAAUCAGAGGACACAUCAGUACCACAGGCAUUUUUCUUUCUGCCAGAUGACCCUAGACUAACAGCUGGAUCGCAGAAGUUUUGUCGACCCAAAGACCGAGAUGCCAUGAUGACUACGUGGGAAGAAAUGAAAGCUCAGUUGCAAAAUGACUUCCGCAAAAGACAUCAGAAAGCUGUACGGGAUCAAAAGACAUCAAAGAAAUGGCAGAAGAAACCAGUGAAAAGUUUUAAAAAAUGAUGUGUGUAUGCACACACAAAAGUGGAAUCCUGUGAUAUAUGCGAAGAGUAUGUGAAGUCUUACAUGUAUGUAUUGAAAUCAUCAUGUGUCUAUAGUAACAGGAAUGACAUGCAGUCUCAACAGCUCCUGUAGCAAUGUUAUUUUAAAGACCAUGUACUUGACUACUUCAUGGAGUCUUCUGAAGCGAAAUGCUGUAGUAUGCAGCCGUUAAGCAAUAGAGUGGUCCAUUGCAACUUUCAUGUUAUUUUAUUAUAUUAGAUGCCAACCAAUCCUUUUUUGUUAGAAUGAUUUCUAUUUUUCGGCGUUCAAUUAAUGUUCUGAACCUUUGAUUCCUCUCUUUUUCUAAAAAAAUAUAUGUGUAAACCACGUAAAAAAAAAAGGACACUAUAUUCCUUAUUUGGUCAUGAGAAAUUCCAAAUUUAUCUUUGAAAAGUUGUCAGGUAUGAUAUAACACUGUUAAUAAAGCCUAGGAGGAGCAGAGGAAGUUGUAAGGUCUGUCAUUAGUGAUGAACCUGAGGAAUUGUGAAAUACUCUUAUAACCAGGCUGUUGAAAACAAAAGCAUAUAUACAGUUCCUGUACCAAUCAGUAAUGACUAAUAGGGAAAUCAACUUAUGAUUGUAUUCUGAUCAUGGGAGAUCAAUUUAUACUCGGGAAAGAGUGGGAUAUAUUUAACACGUUUUCUCUUCUUGGUGUACCAAAAUUUCCUCUCACACUCAAAAAAUGUUUAUUUUCUGGGAAGUGCCAUUUCAGGAUCUAUUAAGUGAGCAUGACAUAUGGUAUCA
Molecule: messenger RNA, 4434 nt
Organism: Strongylocentrotus purpuratus (purple sea urchin)
Lineage: Eukaryota; Metazoa; Echinodermata; Echinoidea; Camarodonta; Strongylocentrotidae
Gene: nol8
Product: nucleolar protein 8
Exons: 15
Coding region: 88-3651 (1187 amino acids)
Molecular function (GO): RNA binding
Source: RefSeq, a predicted model, not a curated record